Messenger RNA from Stegodyphus dumicola, 881 nucleotides. RefSeq names its product protein D3-like. NCBI's taxonomy places the organism in Eukaryota, Metazoa, Arthropoda, Arachnida, Araneae, Eresidae. The record is from RefSeq and is a predicted model, not a curated record.
CAGUGGCAACAGGAAUUCAAGUCUCCAUGUUUUAUGCAGUUGCGCGAAGUGUUGUUGUAGGUGCUGUUAAAGCUACAUCUCGUUUUGAGGCACAGCUAAAUUUGAUCCAAGAACAAAAGAAGCAUUUGUUAAAAAAGUCUAAUUUUCGUUUACUAUCGUUCAAAGCGGUUGCUGCAAUGGAAGAGCACGGCGUUGUGCCUGAUGUAGUUGAUACUGUGCCCCAGUAUACCGCAGAGAUUCGAUACGGUGAUAAUGUAGUGUCUAUGGGAAAUGAACUGACACCUACUCAAGUGAAAGAUCCUCCUACACAUAUUAGCUAUCCAACAGAAAAGGGUGGACUGUACACAUUGUGUAUGACUGAUCCUGAUGCUCCAAGCCGUCAAAAUCCCAAGUAUCGUGAAUGGCAUCAUUGGCUUAUUGUAAACAUCCCUGAGACUGAUGUUAGUUCUGGCACUGUCUUAUCUGAAUAUGUUGGCUCAGGGCCUCCUAAAGGAACUGGUCUGCAUCGGUAUGUUUUUUUACUUUACAAGCAACCUGGUAAACUGAAUUGCGAUGAGAAGCGAUUGCCUAAUACAUCUGGUGAUCAUCGAGGGAAUUUUAAAAUUCAGAAUUUUGCCAAAAAGUAUAACUUAGGCCAACCUAUUGCUGGAAAUUUCUACCAGGCAAAGUGGGAUGACUAUGUACCGAAACUAUAUGAACAACUUGCUGGUGGAAAUUAAAAAGAGGUUUUUCAAUGAAUAACGCAAUCAUUUACCUUAUUUUCCAAUUUGCUGGAUUGAAUUCAUAAUGUAAAGUGGUGAUAAUAAAUGUAAAUCUCUCAAAAUUUCAGUCAUGUAGGAUCAUAUUUUUUUGAUAAAUAAAAUUUAUCUUAAAAUUAGGAA